Messenger RNA from Eupeodes corollae, 389 nucleotides. RefSeq lists its product as uncharacterized. NCBI's taxonomy places the organism in Eukaryota, Metazoa, Arthropoda, Insecta, Diptera, Syrphidae. The transcript has a single exon. Bases 188 to 355 code for a protein of 55 amino acids. The record is from RefSeq and is a predicted model, not a curated record.
UUUGUCAUCGCUAACCAGCUGAUAAACUUCAGAAAAUUUUGUAUUUACUUUAAAAGUAAAAAGUGUAUUCGAGUUCAAUCAAUUACACAAAGAAACCUUCUAACUUCUCUAAAUUCAAUAAAAAAACAACGUGAUAAACAAACAUUUUAGUUGUGGACCUAAUAAUUAAAUUUGACUUCAACAUAUUAUGGACAAUUGUUGUGGCGGAGAACAACGAGACCAAUCAAUUAAAGAAAUGUUGAGAUCACUUAUUGACUCGAAAGUUAUAAAUGUUCAAUUGCUAACAAUUGCUAUUGGUGUAUUAUUUAUUGUUGUUAUGUUUAAGAAUAAAUAUAAAAUCAUUGCUGGAAGAUGAGAAAUAUAAAAAAUGCUUUAAUUGUUUUACUUUU